AUGAGGACCUCGUUGGAUGAAGACUCAUUGGCUACAUCAUCCAGUCACUCUUCAGUACCUGAUAUUGAGGCCGUUGCUGGGUUGGUUAGGGAAAAUGACGAAAUUUCAACGCUUGACGGAGAUGUGCAAAAUGUCCCGACAGCGGCACCGAGUAUCGCAGACGAAGCAUUGUCUAGAAAAUUGACACAAAUUCAAUCAAGACGGAGUGAAGGUGUCAAUUCGAACAUCUCAGCUGCAAGGAGGCUAAGUGGUACCGCCGUGCCACUUGAAAGUGUCCCCAAAGUUAAUAAAUAUGAAAGGUUCACAAAUUCAAAAAAAUAUCUAAUGGUUGCAUUAGCAUCUAGUUCAUGUUUCCUUUCACCAAUGUCAGGUUUGGCUUUCUUACCUGCUGUGCCAGAAAUUUCUGCUGAUUUCCAUACCACUGGUGAAAUAAUCAAUAUUUCUGCAGCGGUGUAUUGUGUGUUUAUGUCAAUGUCACCGUGCGUGUUUUCUCCAUGCUCUGACAUUUAUGGCAGGCGCCCAACGUUUAUAGUAUGCUUGGUAUUUUUCAGUCUUUGCACAGUUUUGGUGGCAGUCCUGCAAAAUUUGGCCAUGUUUUACGUGUUUAGAGCAUUACUGGCUCUUUUUGGUACAGCAUUUUUCACUACUGCAGCGCAUAUGAUGGGUGAUAUAUACAAACCGACGGAAAGAGGAACAGCCAUGGGAUUAAUUUUGUGCGGUACUCAGGCUGGGCCUGCAUUUGGUCCAGUAAUUGGAGGUAUUAUUGUUACAUAUACUUCUUGGAGAGUAAUAUUUUGGGUGUUGGCUGCUUGUGGGGCAGUUAUGGCAAUAGUUGUGAUUAUAUUUAUGCCCGAAACAGCUGUGGAAACCAAGAUGCAAAUUCUUCUCAAAGAAAUCCAUAUUGACAACCCUAAGAAGAAGUUUGUAUGGAUUUCUUACAACCCAUUUAGAGUCAUUGAUGCUCUCAAAUAUCCCAAUCUAUUCUUAGGUGGUUUUAUUGUAAUGUCGUUGACAUUUACUAUGUAUGGCCUCUUAACUCCAAUCAGAUACGUGGUAGACCCAAGAUUUAAAUUGACCUCACCAAUAUAUGGAGCUCUAUUUUAUCUACCACCUGGAGUUGGCUACCUUGUUGGGAGCGUAUUCGGUGGUCGGUGGGCUGAUUAUGUAGUGAAAAGAAAUAUUAAACAAAAGAACGGAAAGAGAAUUCCUGAAGAUAGAAUAAAGGCAAUUUUAAUUCCUUUGGGAAUUGUAUAUCCAUGUUCAAUAUUAAUAUAUGGAUGGACAUUAGAGAAAGAAAAAGGGGGGAUGGCAGUUCCUAUCAUAUUUCUGUUUAUCUCAGGGGUUGCCCAAACCUUCGUAUUUCCAGCUUCUAAUACAUAUUGUGUGGAUUCCAUGCCAGAAUUAGGAGGUGAUGCUGUCGGCUCUUCGUACUUCUCCCGUUACAUUGCUAGUGCAAUUGCCCUGGCAACAUGUUUGAGAAGUAUAGAAAGUAUAGGCAUCGGCUUAACUUGUACAAUUAGUGCAUGCGUCUUAUGGAUUGCUCUCGGGUGUGCCGUGGUGCUUAUUUUAUAUGGUGAGAGACUCAGAGUGAAUGCCUUAAAUAAAUAUGGAUUGAGGAGCUCAAAGAAUUUUGAUAACCCCAAGAAUGAUAAGUGA
This is a messenger RNA of Dujonia railenensis, 1656 nucleotides long. The record is from the annotation of a GenBank genome assembly. NCBI's taxonomy places the organism in Eukaryota, Fungi, Ascomycota, Pichiomycetes, Serinales, Debaryomycetaceae.